This is a messenger RNA of Aspergillus fijiensis CBS 313.89, 946 nucleotides long. RefSeq lists its product as uncharacterized. The transcript has 3 exons. NCBI's taxonomy places the organism in Eukaryota, Fungi, Ascomycota, Eurotiomycetes, Eurotiales, Aspergillaceae. The coding region runs from base 271 to 837 and encodes 188 amino acids. The record is from RefSeq and is a predicted model, not a curated record.
GACCGGAGGAAGAUGUGAUUGGGAUGAAUUGGAUUGCCGGGGGAUGGAAACCAAAGGGAAAGUUCGCAACUUUGGACUUCCCGUCGCUCGCACUCUAACAAUGACCUUGACUACCUUGACUACUGCCUUCGUCCGUGACUCUUACUUCCUUUCUUCUCUUUUACCGACACUCAAUCCCUCUGUUCUGUUCCUUUAUGUCCGGCCCCCUGUGUGACCAGACAGGAUUAUUCGGCGACCAAGUACCGAGUGUCCGUCAGUUCAUGUCAGUUCAUGACUAGGACUAGGCCCCCAGAGGCCUCUCGCUCCCAUCUACGUCUACUGCUCCGUCGGCCCCCAGUUGUCACUACUACUAUCAGGUGCUGUACCAGACCACCUAACUACCUAAGGUACUGUGUGCUGUCUAUCCGUCUCCUCCGAUUCUCGUCUCUCCUCGGUCUUCUUCUUCUUUUUUUUUUCUUCUCUCCCUCCAGCCUCUUCCCUGCCCUCUCCGAUCUAAUUGUACUGUACCUAUCGCCGACUCGACUGUGCUACCUCAGUCUGCUUCCCCCUCCUCUCCUGCCCUGGAAUUGUGAAUCGUAUUCAAUCCCACGAGGGGGUUCAGCUGGAUUACUACCAGUACCCAGGAGGGAUCUUGUUACGGCUGCAGAAGAGACCAAUCAGAAGCGGAAGAGAAAAAAAAGAACAUCGCUCCGGGCCAGACAACGGGCGGCGGAAAAACGACCAAACAAAAGAUUCCCUUCCCCUUCGACUGAAACUGGUCCUACGCAAUACUCCCCCUCUAAGAUCAUUUAUUUUAACCCAUUUCAUUUUUCGAAAAUCUUCCGUUCGAUCAAUUGAUUGCGGUACAAAACAGAUUUCAAUUGCUGAUCCUUCCUCUACCGACCUUGUGCGAGCGACAAUGGAUGAGCUGCUGUGUCCGCCUCCCUCACUUACCUAGCCGUUGAAA